Messenger RNA from Leptopilina heterotoma, 16241 nucleotides. It is a transcript of the gene tweek, whose product is annotated as transmembrane protein KIAA1109 homolog. The coding region runs from base 311 to 15349 and encodes 5012 amino acids. The transcript is spliced from 47 exons. NCBI's taxonomy places the organism in Eukaryota, Metazoa, Arthropoda, Insecta, Hymenoptera, Figitidae. Gene Ontology annotation, biological process: synaptic vesicle endocytosis. The record is from RefSeq and is a predicted model, not a curated record.
UUCAAAACUUCGAUUUUUCUUGUACGCCUGCGCAAUGAUUGUUCGCGGCUAUGUUCAGUGUGUAACACACUCACAUUUGCUCCACAUUUGCUCACACCGAAUCAUUAUAGUAAAUUUACGAAUAUGUGGGUGUAGUAGUGAAAUUAAAAGUUAUAAACAUAUAAAACAAUGAAUAUUAAAACAAAAAUACAAUUGAAAACAGUUAGAGGUGUAUAAUUAGAGUUACACGAUGUGAAUUAAUUAACCGAUCUGCAAGUAUAAAUGUGGAUGAUCAAGAUUAAUUUAGUUAACUAGAAUAAAAUAAUCCAUCAUGGAGGAGACAUUUUACAAUUCAACACCUCCAUUAUUUUCUAAAAUUGCUCCAGCUUACUGGAAUUAUUCGGAUCAUGUUAUGCUGGACGACAUCAAAGUGGACAGCAACUUUAUUUGGUUGCUAUGUUCAUUGGUGUCAGCAAUAUCCUGGGUUAUUUAUAUAACUUAUUAUAAUAGUCGAGUUAUCGGUUAUAUCAUAACGAGAUUAUUGAACCGAUUUGUGAUAAGAGAUGGCUACGUUAAAGUUGGAUCAUUUACGUUAUGCGCAUUAAGUGGAAAAAUAAUGUUUAGAGAUAUAGCUUACACUACGACUGAUUAUAGUUUAAGAAUUCAGGAUGGAUGGUUAAUUUUUCGAUGGUGGAGAAGCUACAUUCCAAAAGAUAUUUCCGAAGAUCUAUCGCACUCUGACACUCGUUUAUCCGUCUUAUUAAAUGGCUUUGAACUUCACGUUUACAAUCGCUGUCAAAUGUACGCACAAUUAGAAAAAGCUUUCGGCCUAACGCCGCAAAUGUUUCAAGACAUUGAAAUACAUAAUGUAAAUAUUGAUGAUCGCGACGCAGAGUCAAUAAGCAAUGCCGCAAAUGAAACGCGACAACAAAUUAAUGCAAUGGACGUUUCAAGGCACGUUGAUAAUAUAAGAAAACAAGAGGCCCACGUGAUCGCCCGAACGUGGCGGGAUCUUAUUCCGGUUAUUAAAUUAGAUAUUUGCACUGGACGAUUAGUAUUUGGUAAUCGAUUAGUACCCACGACACUUUCAAUAACAGUUGAAGAGGCGCAUUUUGUCUAUUCGACAAAACCAGCAGCAUCGCGUCACGAUCACUUUAUGCAUUUCACAAAAUGCAAAGCGGAAAAUUUCAAAGUUAUCUUAGCACCAAGUCCCAAAUACACAGGAAUGCUGGACGAUCCCCCAAGAUAUAUGGGAGAGGGUUUUGUUGUUUUAAGUUCAAAUAAUAUAGAAUUUUAUUAUUAUAUGGAUGAACCGGGAUUUGUUCCCGAUCAUCCCGAGAUGAUAAGAUUGGCAAACGGUGACAUGGUCGAGGCAAUGCCGCCAAUUUGGGGCAUUGACAUCAAGUGCGGUAAAGGAACGGACUUCAGUUACGGUCCGUGGGCCGAUAGGCAGAGAGAACAUUUGUUUAAAUUCUUCUAUCCAAAUGAUUAUCAACAUUUAAAGGUGACAAAAUCACCCGUCCCGGGCGAAAAGCGGCAGGUACAAUCGUUUGAUAUUCGUCUCUCGACAUUAAAUGAGGCGACGAUCGAUAUAUUAUUUAGUAAAAAUCGCGAGACAAAUGCAGUGCACGUGAAUGUUGGCGCUGGUUCUUAUUUGGAAAUAACAAUGCCAUGGAUUGUUCUACAAGAUGGUUUCACGACAAAAAUCACAGGACAAUUAUUACAUCUCGAGGCAACGACCAGUCUUCAAUAUCGCAGUUUAGUUGAAAGUGAAACAUUGGAAUUCAGUGUCAAGUGUCAUUAUCCAAUUAAAUGGAACGAUCAUCAAGAGUGGUCUCUAAAUUUAACCGGUUGUAAAGCAACUGCAAAUCUAGUCUACUCGCACAAAGAAUUUUUUCAGGAUAUGAUUAACGACUGGGCAAGUAAAGCGAGACCGGAUAUUCUACAUUUUGUGCCAUAUACAUGGAAAAUAAGUUUAAUAAUGAAAGAAUUUGAGGUGAUAACAAUAAGCAAUGAAUACAAUUGGAUCGAUUGCUCGUCACAAAAUCAGGAGAACGCGCACAUUGCAUUUUGUGGUGAAUUCUUCGAUAUGUCCUUUGAUUUACCAUUCACGGAUUAUCUACCAGUGACGAUACCAAUACGUUUUUGGUUACAAGGUGAAAGUGUUGAUCUUGCCUUCUAUUUGCCAGAAGUGAAUACAAAUCGUGUUGUUCUAUUGGCAUUGAAUAAGAAUGCAAAAAUUCUCACACGAGACGGCACAUGUAAGCCAAUGUCCGAAUUGAAACGUGGUAAAAAAUGGCGAAACGUUUGUCAAAGUGGAUUAGGCUGGGUCGAUUGUUGGUCAGUGCCAAUAGCCGCAGUGAGUAUUAAUUAUAUUUUUCAUCCGUGUCCACCAUUGGGACCAACGCCACAGGCAAAUAUCACGACACCUGAAAAAGAGGAAAUACUCCUCUCACCAAUGCGAAUACCCCGCUGUCGUAAAUCGCCCGGACUUCAUUGGACGCAGGACGGUAGUCAAAAAUUCGAUCCACAAACUUUAACACCCGAUAAAGUGAGUUUAGAUCUGGAAAUUGGUCCCUCGGUGCUCAUUUUGAAUGGAGCUCUAAUACGACAUUUUGUCCAUCUCAAGGAAAAUAUAUUCGGUGAUUAUCAAUCGUUCACAGAUAUGCAACAGACUCGAAGUACCUCGACUACGGUAUCGGGCGAUAAAAAUAAGGACAAAGACGCACAAAAUAGUAGCGUUGAAGCGUCAGUUGAGGAGGAGGAAGCGCGCGUAAAGGCCUUUGAUCCACGUGAUUAUCGACCAAUUGAAGUCACUGUUGGCAUCACGAUACAUGACAUUCAAGCGCAUUUAGUGAAAAAUUGCAACGACAAUGAUCCGCCGUGUCCUAUUAUUCUAUUGGAACGUUUUGGAUUUGAAAUGAAAAAAGGCUACAAGGAAACGCAACUUCAAUUAUUACUGUCGCCGGCAAUAAUGCUACUCACUGACAAUGUGACGAGACCCAGCAAGGAGAGGCAUUUAAAUCAGGGACACUUGAUGUUGAGCGCAUUACAGGUGAGAGGACACGCAAUGUUUAGCAGCGAGGGUCGAACAUUAGAUCAGGAAACAUUGGAAUACGCAUGGAUGAUUGAGGUACAAUUGGGCAAAUUGAGUGGAAAAAUUACCUCACCUCAAUUACAUCAUUUAAUCACAUCACUCGAAACUUUUCUCCUAAUGGCAAAGAAUUCCGAAAAUAGUUUACGACCACCCGAUCUUCCUCAUCAUUGUCAUCACGGUCUUCCACCUCUUCAGUGUCCUGACAGUAAUCCCGAUAAUCAUUAUCGUUGUCCGAGUUCUGAGGAUAUUAAGUACAGAAUGACGAGAGUGUCAAUAGACGCUUUGGAUCUUUAUCUUCAGGAAUCGGGAACUGCGACACAAUUUUGGAUUUCGCCGAUUCGCGUCUCAACGUGUAAUUUACAUGGACAACAGGUGAAAUCAGGAGUGACUGGUGUUUUACCAACAGUAUUAAUUCGUCAAUUUGUUUCGGCUUGUGGACAUUUUGCCAAUACCAGUAAUACAAACACAACUGGUAGCGGAAGAUCGCAUAAUAACGCCAGCAGUAGAAUGUCAGGAGACGGAUCCGAUAUUUGGCUUGAAGUCGGAUCGGUGUCAUUGGGUCCGGUGGUUAUUGAAGCUGCAAUUUCGCUUCCAACUCCCGAGCAUAAUCUUCAUUUGGUACAAAAUAAAUAUCUAAAGACACAUGACGAGUCGACAAAGCGUCUCUGGUUCCUCUGGCCCCAAGAUGUUGGAACAAAACCAACAAAAUGCGGCUGCAUUGGCGGUUGCGCUUUCUUCGGUAACAAUAAAAAUGGACCCAAAUUCUUCAAACCGAGUUAUCACGAUCUUCACGAUGGAAUUAAUAUUGCUGCCUAUCGAAUUUACGAGGCGGGAAAGGAUAGAGGUUUUGGUCAGUCAAUUUUACACGAGGGACAAUUAGUUUUCCAUACUCCACCCUACAGUUUACAGGAUGUGACACUGCAGGAUGUUUUUCAUCCUUCUUCAAAUUUAAAAGUUCCCGGACAAGAAGUUUUGCAGGGCUCGAAAAUUUGUGUCGAAAGAUCAAGAUCCGUUAUAGAUCACAAUGACGAGAGUGCAAGUAUGAAAUUGAGCGCAACUUCCGCGAGUCCUCUCACUGGAAGUUGUGAUCGAAAAUCACUGGGUCGCCGAUUUUCCUACACUUCCAAUAGAGGAUCGAACGUACGGGACGUUCCUUAUUCCCGUCUAGUGGACGCAAGUCCCAUUAGUCAGCUGCCACAAAAAUUGGAUUCGGACUCGAUUCUAAAUACCGAACGCAGUAAAUCGAUUCUCAACGUUCCGGAAAUUGAAGCAGCACCAAAAAGCAGUGUUUCGGAUUCAAAAUUAGCUGUGGAUUAUUUUAGUGUCCAGGAAAGUGAGAAUCUUCAACAGGCGAGUAGUCCGCAAUCGUGGAAAAUAAUAACUACUGAACCGAGUCCAAUUUCAACACAAUUUAAGGGUACGGAAAGUGUCAAUGUAUCCGAUUCACAUCAUUCACUUUCGGCCAAAUCCGAUUCGGACGAGAGAUUGAAGCAAGAAGUUCAGCGAACGGUGUCAAUGUCGUCAGAGAAUCAUUCGGAGGCGUUUUACUCGGCGGACGAAGACACGAGCCACGGUCUCGGCGGAAGUCGAACGCCAAGUUUACGUCAAUCCAUCAUCGGCUCGGGUCCAAUAUUAACCCGCAACGACAGUAUGAAAAAGAAAUUCUCCUCCGAUCUCUCAAUUGUCGAGAGUUCAGCGAAUGUGAAUUUCGUGACGAGUGAAAAGGCCCACACUUUAGAGAGAGCUAAACCACAAUCGCUGAAUGCUCGAAAAAGUCCCCGAGUUCCUGGUAAUCUGACUCUACACCGCGACGUCGAAUCACACGAAAAUGGCCUUCUUCACGAUUCAUCCGACAGUCAUUCAGUCUCAUCGACAAGUUUCAUAUCCGCAGUUUCCUCCCAAGAAGACAUGACCCUUGUAAAUUUACACAUGCAAGUCAAUAAACCAAUUGUUGAUUCUCCAUUAUUAAUGUCGAGUUACGUGAGUCACUUGACCCAAGUUCGUUGCUCAAACUGGAGUCAAUCGUCACUUCCAAGCGGUGAUGGCGACGCCUUCACAACACCAUUAUUCCAACCCACCGAGGACGGAAGAUUAGUCUACGUCGGCGGUCGUUACGUUCCAAAAUACGAAACACUCACCGAGGGUUUCACAACACUGAAAAUGAUAACCCGCACCGACGGUUCACCAAAAGCCUGCUCAUCAAAUAAAACACCGACCCAUCCCUACGUCUGGGACAGUGCGACACUGAUAAAUUCCGAGGGCGAGGACGACAAUGCCACACACGACGAGGAAGAACUCCUGGCAAUGCAACACGAAACCGGCUCAAGAACAACGGUAAUAGUGAAAUUAAAAGGCGAUCUCGACAUUAUGAUAAGUCCCAUGGUUCUCGAAUCCCUGCAACGUUUCAUCGACGCAAUCACUCCAACUCUAGCCACUCUUCAUCCACUCACAAUCAUCAAUCACGUGCACAAUGAAUGCAUCACAAAAGUCGAGGACGCAAAUAUUUUGAAACAAGAUCAAACUCUCUCGUACUGGAGUCAAGUGCAAACCAGUUCGAAACGAUCGACAGCCGAGAGGAACGUGAAGAGUGACAAUGGAAAAAUUGCCCUACAAACUAGCGUCUAUGAAGAGAGUAUAACGACACAAAUUCAAGGCAGUAUAACUCUACCGAAAAUUAAUAUCACCCUUCUCCAGGCGUCGGUGGUCGAGGAGAUAAUUUCCUUCUCGGCUCUCGAUAAUAUUCGCGAUCUCACCUGUGUUUCAUUGUUUGCCAUUUGUUUCGAUGAAGUCACGGCGCGAUUUUAUCUUGGUAAACAGGCGCGCGAAGUUGUGCAGACAUUUCAUAAACCGGCCGUUUUGCCGAAUCAAAAGAAAGUGAAUAAAAUCACGAAGGCAUUUCUACCGGGUCAUAGAACGGCGGCUGUUGUUGCCGAUAUUGGUGGCGGUGAAACUGUUUAUAUUGAAACAUCAGAGAAACAACAGGAGGAAAUUAUCGUGACACUAAAUAUUGGAAAGGUGCAUUCACAAUUACGUAGAUUGAGAAAUGAAUCGUCAAUUUUGAAGGAUGCUGUCAUUACUGCUAUACCUGGACAGCAUUCAAAGGUUUUAUUCACUUGUACGAGAAUUUCGUCACCUUUGAAAUGUGUUGAUUAUUAUCUUCAGCAACCGACGGAGGAGAAGGAGAAGCCGGGAGCAACGGAGGAGUUUACAUUGGGAAGUGGAGAAGACAGACUGGGAUUUAUAAUGUUUGAAUGUGGAUUCGAAGGCAUUAAAUUGAAAGUGGCCAAAAGAUCGCAAUUCGAGAAAGGCGAAAACGGAAGCGAUGAGAAGAAAAUUGAAACCGAAAUAUUGUACAACGAUAGUGUCAAGAGUCAAGACGAAAUGGAAAAUUCUGCCCCUCUAAAUGCGGAGAUGAAUGAAACGGACACGGGACAGCCGACAACGCCAAACACAGCGCAACCGAAUAAUAGUGCAACGAGCAAUAAUCUCGUGGCAAAAACAACAAAUGGAAAUACCGUUUCUUGUGUGAUUGAACUGAGAACAGUGUGGUUUAAUUUUGCGGCACCUCCACGAACGCCAAUUACGAGGAAAAUUGAUUUUACACGAUUAGAUUGGAAUUUACUUAGUACAGCUUCGCCAGCAAUAAAUGCAUGGAUGAAUCCAAGCAAUAGAUUUGCAAUACAAAUUAUUAAUAUGUUUCGUUCAAUGUACAGAAGAUCAACAGCGGUUGUUGCUUGUCUAAUGGCAGAAGCUUUAGAUAUUCAAGGCAUUCACAUGCCGGCAAAGAGUCGAUAUGGAAGACUCACGCCACUUGCCAAAACUCUUCAGGAGGAUCCGUCUUGUCAAUUAUGUAGCGUUUUACAAAGUUAUGUGAUACUCACCGAUAUUUCCAUGAUUGAGGAAAAUCUCCGAGAAAUCGAUUUACCACUAUUGUCUACCCUUCGUCAGGGCGUAAUUGUUCUAAGCCGACAAUGGAAGAACGUACUUUAUACACCAUUGUUAUUGGAACAUAAUUACAAAACAAAACACGUUAAACCCCUUAAUGUCACUUUUGCCGUUUCCGAUCCUGACGAGGAAAAUAUACUCACGGACGGUGAUGAAGGUAGUGCAGGAGACGUUGACGAUCAAGAAGUCACGGACGAAUGUGCUAUGCUGAUUCAUAGUGACAACUUGCACAAGCAAAGCCACGUUAAAAGUGGACUCGAUAAAACCUCAGGUGUUUGUGGUGAUGGUUUGACGGUUCCGGUAAGCUCUCCUCGCGGGAGAGAUACCAGUCCUUUAUCGACACCGGUACCAGGCCCGGAUUCACUAACCUCUCCCUCUCCACCAGUAGCUCUUUCGAAAAAAGGAAGAUCACUGCAGCCCACACAAGUGCCUGUUAGUACUCGUGCCAGUAUUGUCUUUCCAUUGCUUGCAAGUGGAGGAUUAUUUAAUCAACCAAAAGAACCUAACAUCAGCUAUGGCACGUUACGAGAAGAGAAGACGCCGCAAAUUUACGUUUCGCAUUCACAUCAACUUGGGUCGAAUCCAAGUAUUUAUUCGGGCGGUGGAGGACAUGGAAGUCAGCACAGUACUGGAAGUUUGGACCAAAUUACAUCGCCGACUGGUUAUCAUUCGCGAGGACCGGUUAACGCUGGUGAAGAUUUGUACAGUUGGAUGGCGAAACAACAAGAAUUUAUCAAAGAAAAUGAUAAGACUCACUUGAAAGGAAAUUGGGUCUUUCGGACCGAGCAAAAAAAUAUCAAGGACUCAAAAAUCAAUACAAUGACAACUGACGACACUGAAGAUUCAGACGUUCAAAGCCGGCCAUUUCUGUACCCAAUGAAAGACUCUCUAAGACUGUUAGAUGCUCAUUUAAUUUUUGAACCUCUUUUAUCAUCAUUGUCCGUGAUGCCGCAACAAAUGCUGUCAGCAAUUGGCUCCAGUAAUUUGAAUAACGUUUCAUCGUUGGAUUCACUGGGUUCGAAUUUGUCCCUCGUCGGUAGUAUGGAGACAAUGAGAAUCGAUAUUAUUGUCAGUGAAUUCGGUAAAAUUACCGAUAAAAAGAAAGGAAGCAAAUAUCCGACAAAAAAAGGUGGAACCAAGUUUCAUUUGGACAUUCCGCCGGAAACUCCGGCCUUUUUGUGCGAGAAAAUUGGUAUCGAUGUAGAUAUUAAAAAAAUGGCUGACAUGGCCGUUGAUGAUAUGAUACAGAAGCAGAAUAUUUUAUAUAUUUCACGUGGUCAAUUAAAAAAGCACACAAGUACGGUUGUUAAUUUUAGUUUAAAUAUUCGAUAUAUUAGUCAGCAGGUGAAUAUGCCACUAUUGAGACUGUUGCAUCAAAUAAGUAACAUGUAUCAGAAUUUUAAGGAAACACAAUUGGAACUCAAAGAACAGCAACCCGAAAUCAAAAGGAAUAACAAUUUGACAGUUCACAAUCCUCCCACGAAAAAUGGUUCAUCAUCAACCUCCGAUCUUCAGGACCAUUUGGCAGGUGGUAAAAAAUUAGACGAGCCAUUAAUGCAAAAUAAUUUUGAUGCACAACAACAGAAAGUGAUAUCGCCCUCGUCGAGUAUUCGAUCGAGACCACAAAGUUUUGCGCAAAAAUUACGAAGUACGGGAAAAAGUGUUAAGGGCUACAUUAAUUUGAGUGAAGGUGUUAUUACACCGAAUUUCGGUGCAAGUCCAAAUGGUUCGGGUCUCGAUAAAUUUAGUAUUAUAUCGGAAAAAUGUAAAGACGCAUCGAAAUUGGCGCCACGUUGUUGGAAAACAAUUUACUAUCUUCUUGAUUUAUAUGCAACAAAACCGGAGACAAAAACUGUUGCUCAUCGUUUUUCCGUUCCGGCCGAUAGCGCCGAGAAUUAUAAAGGUGGAAAAAAAUAUGAGACGCUCAAUGAAACGAAAGACACGGAUAUUGAGAAGGGAAUUAAUGCCGAGAGUAGUUCAACGCCAAUUCCACCUCAACGAGAGCUCAAUUUAGUGACUGGAGAGCGAACAAGACUGAUAAUUUUUGGAGUGGCGCGAAUUCAUCGGACACGAUUAUUGGCAACGUUGAGUGGCCUAAAACUCGAGGCGGAGAUAACGAGUUUACACGCGAGUUUAACGUGUCGAAAAAAAUCACGACCAGCGAGUCUCGAAUGCAGUUUGACGGGACAAAUUGGACGAACGAUGAUUGUUUUAUUGGAAGGCGUUGCUCCCAGUCAGCAGACAGUCGUUAAAGUCACUGUCGGAAAAUCGCAAGCUUUAUAUUCCAGCGUGACGAGAAAGCAAAAGGAUAAAAACAGCGGUUUAUUAACCGUCGGCGCUGUUAAUAUUGACAUUCCGCAGCAUCCAGUCGCAUUGCAUGGAAUGAUGACCAGGGGUAGUAAACAAUUAUCCUCCACCCUUCAGGAAUUGAGAGUGACACGAGCGUCAUCGAGACUUUCGCGAGGACAACAGCAGGAGGAGGCGGACGGUGCACCGGGAAGUCCACAUCAAUAUCCACCGGCACCGACGAUAGAUGUGGAGAAACCUCAACAUGUUUCGGGAUUAUUGGAACCGAUUGUUAUGCAAUUUCAUCUUAUUCUCCAGAGUCUCAGUAUCACCGCUGCUCUAUUGCCGUCUCUUCAGGCGCAGUAUAAAAUGGAUCAGGUGACAAGUUCCGGUAUAACUGGUAGCAAGGCAAAAUUCACGAUCGACUUGCCCCAGCAUAGUUUGAGUUUUACUACGAAAUUACAAGUAACCGAGGCGAAUUUACCCUCUGAAGCGAGCAUUGAAUUACCGAAAGUUCACGUCUCCGCUGAAUAUAUUCAGGAUGGAAGCAGUAGUUUAAAUGACAAUAAACUUGCAGACGGUGUUGUUUUGAGACAGGGAAGUUAUUUGAGCGCAAAGGCAGAUAUCGGAGUUUUUGAACAUUCAUUAUCGACUGACUUGUUAAAUCAUUUGGUCUUUGUACAAAAGGUCUUCAUGAGGGAGGUAAACGAAGUCGUGCAGAAGGUGUACGGUGGCGAGAAACCCGUGCCCCUUUGGCUGGAGGACGAAGAACCCGCUUCCUCCUCUUCGUCACUGAAAAGAUUCCUAUUCACUUUAAUCAUACGAAUUAAGAGGAUCCAAUUAACAGCGACAACACCAACAAAUUCGGCAGUGCGACUAGAAACAGGAGCCGUUGAAUUACAAUUAUCAAAUCGUGUUCAAAAUGUUUCCGGUUCAACGCAAAUGAAACUUUUUGGAAAAGCUCAAGUCGAUAUUAAUUUGAGUUUAGGACAAUUAUUGAAGAAUGUCAUGUUCGAGGAGGCGGAACCUGAAUUUCAACAAUUUGCAUUCUUUAAUACACGUGUUGGUUUACGUAAUGCAUUUCAGGAGGAAAUGGCUGAGGAUGAAGCCAAGGAAGUUGUAUUGAUAACAUUAAAACGUCCAUUAAUUUACAUUCAACCAAUUGCCGUCGAUAAGGCCGUGUUGGUUUGGUUAAAUUACAAAAAUGCUUAUGAAUAUUGGAAUGAGAAGAGAUCGAAUUUAAAUAAAGAAGUAUUGACGGCAACUCAACAGGUCUUUGAGAAAGUUCCAUUCGGCCAAUUAACAAGUCAAUUGAGCGCACCAAAUUUAGGAACAUUAUUUUUACAACUCACUGUCGACGAUAUGGGAAUUUGCAUUCCAUUAAAUUCACUGCCACCAAAUAAUUGGGGAAUGAGUCGUGGACUUUAUGAUGGAGAAUCGCGAGGCGCUGUUGUUAUUACUUUGGAGAAUACGAGUAUUUCUGCGUGUAGCAGUGGAAGUCUCGUUAGUAAAGGGCGAUUUGUUGGCCUUUGCUUAAGAUUUGCAGAGGAUUUUGAAACUUCUCUGGACGAUUGGAAACCGGAUAUGACAGAUAAUAAUGUGAUGAAUCUUUGUGUUGUUUCCGAAGGUACUUAUGAAGUCUGCAGUCGAACUAUUGCACAAAAGCAAGACAAAUCAGAUAACGCGAAAUGGUUAUUGAAUGUUCAGUGGCAAAUGGAAGGAGUUGAUAUUCAUUUGGACGUGAGUGUAGGUAAACAAUUGUCAGCACUUGGUCACACUUUGACAAUGUUAACGGGCUUCGAGGAAGACGAUCCUCAUGUUUCGCUCGAUUAUGAUAGUGACGAUGCGGAUCAACCAAACAACAGCACGAGCCAGGUUAAAAAAAAAGAGAGCAUUUUAAUGAAGAAAUCGAAAAAUUGGACAGACAGUUUGCCGGCAUUUGUGUUCGAUCCGUCCCUUGAUGCAAAGAAGCGUUCGAAAUUAAUUGAAAAGGAAAUGAAUGAGCAGGCGAAAAUUAUCAACGAUCUUAGAUCAUUGGGCGCCUCUCAUGGAACAAUUGAACAGGAAAUGAAACGUUUACACGAACUGGAGGCAAUGGUCUUCAAAGAUUUUCGAAGGGACAUGAUUCAAAAAUUGAGAAGACAAUCGGUUAAAGCUUCGGGAAUAAAGGGAAAACUUGGCCUGGGUAGUAAACCGAGUGCAUAUCGAUCGCGAUCGUUUAUCGUUCCGUCGCCAACUCCAGAACAUCAAGUUGAAAGUCCCGAGGAUUUGAAUGCGGACAUUAAUUCCGCAAAUUCUGCGAGUUACGAGAGUAGUCCCAGAAGUGGUCCUAGUCGAUCAGCAUCGUUGAGAGUGAAAGGACUCAGCGGACCAAGAGUGACAUUUAGUGAUACUCACACAAUGUGCCGGCAAUCCUCCCUGCCGAGUGCAGGAUCGGAAUUGAGUUUACCCGAAAGGGAACUCGAUUGGCCGGACACUAUUGAAAUCGAGGGAGAACAAGUUGAAUUGAGAAAGAAACAUCGUGAUAUGAGUGUCACUUCGAGUUACGAUAGUAUGGAAGGAAAUGCGCCUCUUCUUGAUUCAUUUGGAAGGGAACAAACUUCGACGACAUCCUCGCCACAUAUCGUGCCACAAAAGCCUCAGGAGCCCAAUAUAGACUUUGAACUUGACGUUAAAGUUUUAAUUAACAGUGGAAAAUGCGUUCUACACACUAAAGAUCCAAAAGAAGACGAACUCAAAUUAUUAACUAGAAUGAAAAAAGAACGCUCCUGCUCUGGUGGCAAUUUUGAAUUCCAGCCAAGUAGUCCUAGUAGUAGCAGAAAACACCUGAGCAGUAAAGAUAAAUCGGCAACUACAAGUUCAGCGAGAUUACGAUUCGUUCAUCAUGCGAGCGUGCCUUUAGUAGAUUUGACCAUUUUUCACAUUCCAGGAUUAGAUGUUAAGAUACAUUACGAGUCAAAAACACUUCCUGAAGAACCAAUAUCACCGAGAAUUGCCCCUGAUCAGAAUAUACUGAAUCCAUCGACGUCGAAUUUAUUAAAGAAGUCGAGCACAAAGAAAGCGAGUCUCUUCGCAUGGAUGACACUUCAAAGUAUUCCAGAAGAAACAAUUAUCAGUCCACAUAUCCUUGAAUUUCUCGAACAAACACUCGAACCAAUUCCAAGUAAACCGUCAUUUAAUAGUAGUGGACAAACAAAUGCGAUGUUCCCUCUAGAGAAUAUGGAUAGUUCCUCGUGGGCCGUUUCUGCCGCCAGUGGAAAUUAUGUUUACUCCAGUUUUCCAGUUGAUGUCAUCGUUUAUUUUCACAUGCAGCCCUCCACUUUUCGAUUUUCAUGUUUGCCAGUGUCGAGAGUCGAAUGUAUGUUACAAUUGCCGUCGCUGGACAUUGUUUUUUCGUCGAAACGCGCCGAGGAAGAAAUGACUGAAUUUAAAGAAUACAAGACAAAUAAUGCGCUGUCAAUGGGCAAGGAGGCUGGUUCAGCUACCGGUGGAUUAUCAGUGACCGGUUGUCUCGCUGACUUUUCCGUUUAUAUAUUUCACCCCUAUGGCGGUGGCAAAAAGUCUGGAUUAAAGGAAGCCCAAUGGUCCCCAUUGUCCGACAGCGAACGAAAAGACUCUCUCAGUAUAAAUGUUGAAUUCGUUAAAUUUCAUUUGUCAAGAAGUCGAAAACUCAAUUUUCCCAAUGAACAACUGAAGAAAACUGAUUCGAGUCGAGCUGUUAUUCGAUUCUCAACUAUUGUUGAUAUUGGAUCGGCGUCAUUUAAAUACGACAUGCGUCGUUUGACGGAAAUUCUCGCAUUUCCAAAAGCGUGGUAUCGUCGUAGUAUUGUGAGGCGUCUUUUCUUGGGCGAUUUGAGCAGCAGUGCCGCAUAUUCUGAAGGCGAUGGUACACCGCCUUUGAAUCAAGAGGAAGCUGUAAUGGGAAGUUCACUAUUGAAACAUCAUGAGAGACACGGUGCUGAUAUACUUUCGAAAAGUGCGCCCGAACGUAGUCCUACAUUAAACAGAGAUAAAUUAAGACUGAGUCUUGAAAAUGACAUACCAAAACAUGCAAGACUGAAAGACAUUGGAAGAGGAUGGAGUUUCACCGCCGAGAAACAAGCACCGUCUGAAGUGAAAAUGAGAGAAUCAGCUUGGGAGACAUUGGUUUUGUUUGCAAUUAAUUCAACUCGCUUGAAUGUUCACAUGAACAUGGGUAACGUUAUGGGAAAUGUUUCUUGGAUGACGAAGGAUUUCCGAUCUGACGGUAGAUUAUCAAUUGGCAGCACGGGACAUAAGAAUUUGUACAUUGGCGUUGGUCUCGGUGGUUCUAGCUUAGACGCAAAAGGCGGAAUUGUCGGCGGUAUUAUUGAACUCAGUAAAAUUGACACGUACAUUCACAUUCGAGAGGAACCAGGAACUGAGCCCGAUCACACUGUGGGUUUAAAACUCUUUGCACUGGAGUUGCGUUUGGAUUAUAUGGGCACAAGUGUUUUAAUGAGUCGUGUUUCUUCUCUCGACGUCACUCUGCGGGACGAAUGGAAAAUUAAUAGAAAUAAUAAAGAGGACGCUUUCAUGCCCACGAGAAGGCCAGCAAUUAUUUUCAUGCACGGUGAUUUGGGUUGGGAUCAAUUGCAGAUAAUGAUCAGUAAAUCGACAACUGCUGAUCUGUUGAAAAUGUAUUACAAAUUGGAUGAAUUUUUCAGUCAACAAUUUAAGAGCAGUAAACGUGUGUUUAGUUCGUUGCAACCACGUCAUCAGAGAGUUAGCAACAGUAGCUUCAAGAAGAGGCAACAAAAGAAAAAAUCAACUACCGAAAGUCCGUGGACGAUGAAUCAGACGGCGAUUUCUGAUGCACGACAUCAUCGUCAUUGGCAACGUGUCUUGGCGCAAGUAGCUGGCCUCCAGUUGGGAAGUUUGAAAUUUUCUCUGCCAUCAACUGGAACCGUGCUCGGUGGUACAAUGGAACUUCAUGGAUCCAACAUCAGUCUCGCUUGUUUUCACGGCAUUAAUUUCAAAAGCAAAAAUUGGGCUCUGUUCUCCAUGAAGGAGCCGUGUAUCAGUUUUGCCACUGAAGCUCAAGAAAUUCCGAGUGUCGAAUCGCCGAAUACGUGUGACGUUCAUAUAGUGCAAACUUUAACGAUAAGUUUGGGUCAACAGCAAGAGCAACACGCGAGGCAUCAUUCAAUGGCGACAGUUUGCAGGCUCAGUAGAAGCGUUUUAUUUCCACCACAAUUCAAGACAUUACAGGAAUGGUUUCAUUACGCAUUCGCGAGCAGUGAAAUCGAUGCUGUCGAUCGAUUCCCGUGUGUUGAACGCGAAAGAACGGACAGCACCUCUGAAAGUGCAAAUCCAGUCCGCGGGAGAAGUACAUCAACAGCUUCUGGCAAAUUACAGGAACAUUCUCACACCAGGGAAGUGAUAUUUGCUCUCCCCUCGUUGCAAUUGCACUUGAAAACCGAACAUUUGCAAAGUGCGAAAACGCCAGAUGUUAUUGGACUGCCUAAACAUAUUUUAUAUAGUGAGAAGCCAUUGGUGGAGUGCAGCUUUAUUACAGAAUUUGAAGAUCAUAUUUUUGUGACUGUGGAUGCCGAAGCCUUUUUCUUUUUACACGAUCUUAUCUCCUCGUAUGUCAAGGAGAAAGAGAGAGUGAAUUAUGGAGCAAGAGCGCACAGUCCCGAGGCUCCGGAAAAGAAAAGCGCAACCACCAAUACAAGCACUUCGAGUACGUCAACGAUUUCCGAAGACGAGAAGAAAAGAAAGCAGUACGACCCUACAGAAAUGUUCAUCAAAGACUGGCGAUCGUACAGAUGUAAAACUUGGCAUCUCGAACCAACUGUCAGAUUACUAUCAUGGGCUGGAAAGAGUAUCGAGCCCUAUGGUAUCGACUACAUUCUUCAAAAAUUGGGCUUCUCUCAUGCACGCACGACAAUACCAAAAUGGAUUCAAAGAGGAUACAUGGACCCAAUGGAUAAAGUUCUCGCCGUUCUUAUGCUGAGAAUGGUCUUGGCAAUUCGCGAAGAACCUGUCGAGGACAAGGAGCACAAGAAGGAAAAAUCGUGAAUGCCACCAAUCAACGAUCUUAAAUUAUAAAAAAAAGAAAAAGAAACAAACAAAAGACACAUAUAAUACAGAAGAGGGAAAAAAAGGUCUGUAUGAUAUUAAUUUUUUGUGAUAUAAAGUCCAAAUUUUCAAUUAAAAAACAAAAAGGAAAAAACUAGUCUAGAAAAUUGCUUCGUGAAUAUAUCAGAGUCAUAAAUAGAAUCAACGACUGUGAAUUUUCCAUUCACGUAUACAUAUUUAGUGUUCAAUAUUUAUAAUUAUAUUAUAAUUAUAUACCGAGAAGAAUAGACGAGAGAGAAAAAAAAGAGGAAAAUAUAUAUUACAAGAAACAAAAAAAAUAUAUAAAUAUAUAUUAAUAUAUCAUCGAACAAGUGAUAAAAAUAAAAUGGAAAGGCGAUUCGUAGUUAGCCAUUCCACAUAAACACACAGAGAGAAAUUGUAUUGAUAGGACGAAAAAACGUCGUCGAUCUUUCUCGUGAUGCAAUUGCGUUUAGAUGAAUGUGAUAUGUUAACAGUGCAAAUUUCAUAUUUCUAGUGGUUGUACAAUUCGAAUGAAUCUGUGAUUUAUGAAUGAAAGAUAAAAGAGCAAAGAAAAAAAGAGAGAAAUGAAAAAAACCACCCAAAUGUGGUUCACCGUGUCUUUAAUCGUAUUUUACUCUAAGUGUCACAAAGUAGAGAUCAUUAUGUAUUUGUAUAUAUAUUUGGGUGGAAAGUGAUGAUCAUUCUAAAAUUUUAAUGCUAGAAAUUAGUUUUCGAUUUUUCGUAAUUCGUAAACAGUUUUCGUCUCGAAAAUGAAAUUCAAUAAAUGAAAAUCGACUUUUUAUUGUAAAAUAAUUUUUGUUUAUUAUUAAAUAGUAAAUUUUUGUUUAUUACUCAGUUGAAAUUUUUAAUU